AUGGAGUCAGGUAUGACCCAAGAGGAAAGUUACACCGAUCGCAGGAAACUGUUCAAGAACAUUUGGGAUACGGCUAUGACAUUAGAAGACAAAGAUGCCAACGAGGUCGUUAGCAAGCCUAAAGUUAUCAAGACAUUGCGUCUUGAUGAGGUAGAUCGCUAUGCGGACGAUUUAUUUUAUGAACAGAUGGUUGCGGAAGGCAAGAAAGACCCUUCACAGCAGUCUGACCCUAAUACCGUCGUGAAAACACCGAAACCCAAGCUAAAAAGAAAGGUUACAAAAGCAAAUAGUGUCUUUUAUCGGGUAACUCAUCCGCCAGCGCCUAAAGCAACUACUUCAGAUCGCCAAGAUUGCAGUGGAAACCAAAAUAGUUUAACAUACAAUAAUUCAGAGAACAACGAUGUACAGCGCUGUAAAGAUAGAAGGGGGAAUAAGCAGGGAACAUUUCCUACAUACGUAUUGCCAGGUGUAGUAAGAUACAAGUACGUUACUGUAACUAGACCGAUUCCUAACCCUAAACCAUCAAAGAAGCUACUACAAAUGCAUAAAAUAAAUAUAAGGUAA
This is a messenger RNA of Pieris macdunnoughi, 564 nucleotides long. Lineage: Eukaryota; Metazoa; Arthropoda; Insecta; Lepidoptera; Pieridae. The record is from the annotation of a GenBank genome assembly.